AUGGGUGCCUUAGGAUGGCUCAGGGCCAGCGACUCUGGCGAUGCGAAGAAAGUUUUGGAGAGGAAGCUCGUUGUGAAGCUUGCUUACUUCUUCAACUACCUGGACCGCCAGGCUUUCGCCAAUGCCUACGUCGCUGGUCUCCGCGAAGACAUCGGCCUCAAAGGCAACGAGUAUAGCAUCUUGCUGUCUAUUUUCACUGCGGGGUCCGUUCAGUGUGCCAGUGUGUCAUGGCACUCUAGCUGA
This is a messenger RNA of Alternaria viburni, 243 nucleotides long. RefSeq lists its product as uncharacterized. Gene Ontology annotation, cellular component: plasma membrane. The transcript has 3 exons. Bases 1 to 243 code for a protein of 80 amino acids. Gene Ontology annotation, biological process: pantothenate import across plasma membrane. Gene Ontology annotation, molecular function: pantothenate transmembrane transporter activity. NCBI's taxonomy places the organism in Eukaryota, Fungi, Ascomycota, Dothideomycetes, Pleosporales, Pleosporaceae. The record is from RefSeq and is a predicted model, not a curated record.